Messenger RNA from Dioscorea cayenensis subsp. rotundata (Guinea yam), 1692 nucleotides. Its product is annotated as malonyl-coenzyme:anthocyanin 5-O-glucoside-6'''-O-malonyltransferase-like. The record is from RefSeq and is a predicted model, not a curated record. Bases 79 to 1542 code for a protein of 487 amino acids. NCBI's taxonomy places the organism in Eukaryota, Viridiplantae, Streptophyta, Magnoliopsida, Dioscoreales, Dioscoreaceae. The transcript has a single exon.
UUACUUAAAUACCCUUCCAAAUGACUUUUAGGGGGCAAAAUUACUUAUUAUAUUUUUUAUAAAAUUUUUUUUGGUCAAAUGGUCAACAAAAUGGGGUUGCCUUCUCCUUCAAAAACAAGAAGCUUUGAACCUUCUGCACCACUUUUCACCUUCACCUUCACCUUCACCUCAUCGUCUUCCUCGGCCAUGGCUUCAUCAUCCACACAAAAACCCCUAAAAAUUCUUGAACAAUCUCAUGUAUCUCCACCACCGGACUCAGUCCCAUCCACCACCAUCCCCUUAACCUUCUUCGACAUCAUUUGGCUCUUCUCCGGCCCUGUUCAACGCCUCUUCUUCUACAGCUUCCCUCACUCCACCUCCCAUUUCAUCAACUAUCAUCUCCCAACCCUCAAAACCUCCCUCUCCCUCACUCUCCAAUCCUUUUUCCCUUUAUCCGGCCAUGUCCGUCAACUCGGCAACGAGUUUGAGCUCUUCUACAUUGAUGGUGACUCAGUCUCCUUCACUGUCGCUGAAUCCAACUCCGACUUCAAAACCCUCUCAGGCCACCAACCUCGAAGUUUCAAAACUCUACUCUCUUUAUCCCCAGCUUUGAAACCCAUCCCCGGCGAGCUCAUCGGUGGUCCUCUAAUGGCGAUUCAAGUCACAGUGUUCCCAAACCAAGGCCUUUGUUUGGGCAUCAGUAUAAAUCAUGUGGCAUGCGAUGGCACAAGCUCCAUGAACUUCAUGAAAUCAUGGGCUGCUACUUGCCGUGCCGGCGCCGGCUCGCCGGUGCUCGCCGUUCCUCCGGUGUAUGACCGGAGCAUGGUUGUGGAUCCGGCCAACUUAAGUUCAAUAUACUACAAAGCAUCCAUGGAGGCAGCUAAAGCAGCAGAAGCAGCAGCAGCAGCUGAAACCCUAACUCUGGCGUGCUCCAAAUCCACCUCCGGCGAUCAUGAAGAAAACAUGGGCUUAGUUAGUGCUACGUUCACGUUGAGAAAAGAUCAACUGGAGAAAUUGAAGAAGAUGAUGGGAUCUAAGAGCUCAACGUUCGUGGUUGCAUGCGCGCAUGCGUGGACGUGUCUAAUGAGGUCAAGAAGGCAGCCGGAAGAGAGAACAGCGUACGCGGCGUUCGCCGUGGACUGUCGACAUAGGCUGGAACCGCCGCUGCCAGAAGGGUAUUUUGGGAACUGUGUGGGGGCUGCCUUUGCUGAGGCAAACGCCGGGGAAAUGAUCGGAGAGGAAGGGGUUAAGGUUGCCGGUGAAGUGUUAAAGAAGGCAGUGGAGGAGUUGGGUGGAGGAGUGCUGAGAGGGGCGGAGAAGUGGCUGGAGAAGGUGAUUGAGGUGCUGCCGAAGAGGCCGUUGUCGGUGGCAGGGUCUCCGAAGUUUAAGGUUUAUGAGACGGAUUUUGGGUGGGGGUCGCCGGAGAAGGUGGAGGUGGUGUCUUUGGAGAAGAAUGGAUCUUUGUCAAUGGCGGAGAGUGGGAAAGAAGAAGGUGGGGUUGAGAUAGGGUUGGUGUUGACCAAAGAGGAGAUGGAGGAGUUUAGUUUGGCUUUUCAUGCAUGAUGCUCUUUAGGUUCUUUCUUUUCAUAAAUAUUCGGGUUUCAUGUCAUUAGGAUUUGAGUCUUGUUAUAAUUUAGGCGUUGUUGAUGUUUGUAAUAAAAUAUAUUAAUGAAUAAAAAAUGAAAAACUUAUUUAUGUAUUAAUCUAAACAAU